AUGGCUCCAAAGAGGAAAACACCACCGGAGACAAAUACAGCUCGGCCAUCGCGUAGUGGGAACCCGUUCAAAGACCGCAUGGGUUUGGGUGCAUAUCUUGAAGAUCCAGCCUCAUACCCAUCUUCGCGCGUCAUCUAUCACAACGAGGACUUUGUCGCUAUAAACGACCGUUAUCCAAAGGCCACAAUACACACUCUUCUUCUCCCUCGGUCGUCACAGUACAAUCUUCUCCAUCCAUUUGAUGCCCUAGAUGACCCAGAGGUCCUUGCCAAGGUGCGGACGGAGACUCGGCGCCUCAAGGUUCUGGUCGCAAAGGAACUCCAACGUCGUCUUGGCACGCACAGCGAGAGUGAUGCUCAUCGACAAGCCGUACUCGAUGGAGAUGCCGAGCCGGACCAGGGUGGUCAACUCCCGGAGGGCCGGGACUGGGCUGCAGAAGUCAAGGCCGGCGUGCAUGCGGUACCAAGCAUGAGACACCUUCACGUACACGUUUUCUCAAGGGAUAUGAUCUCUGAAGCCUUGAGACAUCGCAAGCACUACAAUUCGUUCAAUACGCCGUUUCUGGUUGAUCUGGACGACUUUCCGCUUGCAGCUGAUGAUCCGCGCAGGAACACAAAGGAGGAGGCAUAUUUGCGCUGGGAUAUGAAGUGCUGGAGAUGUGGGCUCAACUUUGGGAACCAGUUCCAAAAGCUAAAACGACAUCUUGAAGAGGAGUAUGAGACAUGGAAGAAACUUUAG
Molecule: messenger RNA, 738 nt
Organism: Fusarium tjaetaba
Lineage: Eukaryota; Fungi; Ascomycota; Sordariomycetes; Hypocreales; Nectriaceae
Product: aprataxin
Exons: 1
Coding region: 1-738 (245 amino acids)
Biological process (GO): single strand break repair; double-strand break repair
Cellular component (GO): nucleus
Molecular function (GO): single-strand break-containing DNA binding; DNA 5'-adenosine monophosphate hydrolase activity; single-stranded DNA binding
Source: RefSeq, a predicted model, not a curated record